Messenger RNA from Cajanus cajan (pigeon pea), 948 nucleotides. The record is from RefSeq and is a predicted model, not a curated record. Lineage: Eukaryota; Viridiplantae; Streptophyta; Magnoliopsida; Fabales; Fabaceae.
AUGCAGCUUGGAGAUAUUGUUCAAAAGCACGCUCUCAUCGGUAACCUUCCUCAUUCCCCCAAUCAACACCCUCUUGUUCUUAGUCCUGAACCUGAAAUCACCACCAGCAAAACCAACUUUUUAGACCAAAAUUCUAGUGAGUUGAAGCUUCCUUCUCCAGAUUCUGAUUAUGUUUCUGUUUCUGCUUCUCAGUUUAACCCCCAAGAUCUUUCUCAAUCAAAUUCAAUUACUUUUAGUGAUGGACUCUCAGAUUUGGAUUCUUCUAUUGCCAAACUCUUAGCACACAAUAUUUUCAAUGAUGCUGAUUCCAUUUCCCAGUUUAGGAGAGGGAUGGAGGAAGCUAGCAAGUUUCUUCCUCCGGGGCCUAACCUAGUAACGGCUCUAGAUUCAAAGGGAGAACAACCAAUCAACACGUUUGAACAGAAUUCCUAUGGGUUGAAGGGUAGGAAGAAUCACAAGCGCCCAGACAUACAAAUCAGAGAAGAAGAAGAUGAUGAUGAUGAAGAAGGGAGAAGUAACAAGCAGUCAGCACUUAGCCUUGCUGAUGAGAAUGACUUGUCAGAUGCAAUUGAUAGGGUGUUUGUGUGUGUGGAAAAUGUGUGUAAUGAAGACAUUACUUUGCAUAAUGGAGCAACCAAAGUUAAGGAGCCAGAUAGAGGAGGAAAGAAGGGUCGUCCAAAGAAACAUGGGAGAAAGAAGGAAACAGUGGAUUUGAGGAAUCUUCUGCUGAUGAGUGCACAAUCUGUGUAUGCCAAUGACUUCAGGACUGCCAAUGAAUAUCUGAAGAAGGUUAGGCAGUACUCUUCUCCCACAGGGGAUGCAUCACAGAGGUUGGCUCAUUACUUUGCCAAUGGCCUUGAGAAUUUGCCUGCAAGCAACUUUAUUUCACGGUUCAACAAACAGAAUUUCGAUUGUCAUCAGUUCUGCAAUCCACACAAUUUGCUGUAG